AUCGAUCAGGUGGCGGUGUAUUUCAAGUCCUUAAUCGAGGAGUGGGAGCGCGAGCUGGAGUCCAAGCCCGAGGAUUGGGUGUACUCCAACGCGGGGAAGCAGAGCGUGGCGAACUGCAGGCUGUGCAAGCAGCACAUGCGGCCGCUGUUCAAGCGCAUAAAGCGGCGCGAGCUCCCGGUGGACAUCGAGCGCGCGCUCUUCCUCAUCGUCAAGAGCAUGAAGGAGAGAAACUACAGGAAAGCCGCGGACAUGUACAUCGGCAUCGCGGUCGGGAACGCGGCGUGGCCCAUCGGCGUCACGUCCGUCGGCAUCCACGAGCGCUCGGCGCGAGAGAAGAUCGGCGCGCAGACGCAGGCGCACGCGAUGCACGACGAAGAGACUCGCAAGUACCUGCAAAGCAUCAAGCGGCUCAUCACCUUCGCGCAACGGGCGUACCCCACGGUCCCGUCCUUAUCACUCGAUUUCAACUCU
Micromonas commoda is the source of this 471-nucleotide messenger RNA. RefSeq lists its product with no specific name. Gene Ontology annotation, biological process: RNA splicing; generation of catalytic spliceosome for second transesterification step. The record is from RefSeq and is a predicted model, not a curated record. The annotation marks the transcript as partial. The transcript has a single exon. Lineage: Eukaryota; Viridiplantae; Chlorophyta; Mamiellophyceae; Mamiellales; Mamiellaceae. Gene Ontology annotation, cellular component: U5 snRNP; U2-type post-spliceosomal complex; U4/U6 x U5 tri-snRNP complex.